Helobdella robusta is the source of this 405-nucleotide messenger RNA. RefSeq lists its product as hypothetical. The annotation marks the transcript as partial. The record is from RefSeq and is a predicted model, not a curated record. NCBI's taxonomy places the organism in Eukaryota, Metazoa, Annelida, Clitellata, Rhynchobdellida, Glossiphoniidae. The transcript is spliced from 2 exons.
AUGUCUAAUCGUCGAUUAGUGAGUUACAUCGCUCAGGAAGAACCAGCUUUCAUAACUAAAUUCAAAAAUAAAAUUGGUUAUGUAGAGGAAAUUGUUCCAGAUGUGAAUUCAAAGUUUUCUAAAAAUGAAGAUAAGGUUGAAAAAUUGAGCAAAAAAGAAUUAAUAAAAAAAAAGAUGGCGGAGUACAACAGUGAUGACGACGAAGAGGCCAAACCCCAGGUUGUGGCCCUCAACAAUGGAGAUCUCACUGAAGAGGAAGCUAUGAAGCUUGAUGUUAAAAUUAGUGAUAUUGAAGAUGAAGCAAAUGGGAGAAUAUUGUUUAAAAAGCCAAAAAAAAGAACAGCCCCAAAUUCAGAUGCAGGUUCAAUCACAACUUCAUCUGUCAAAAGGUCUAAGGUGGAUGAU